AUGGUUUGUUAGCGGUGUGUGUGUGUUAUUGUGUGACUCACUCGGGAUUGUUGUUAGGGACGCCACAGCUUCCUGUUGAUGCGCAGAUGGGAUUAGAGUGACAUUGUUAUAACCCGAGAGAGAACUCGCAGAGAUGUACGGACAGGUGGUGCUGUGGACUCAAACACUAUGACUUCAAGGGCUGUCACUCAACUCUGCUGUAACCACAGACCCUGGCUGCACUUGAGCGGCCAUCGAACAUGCGCGUCAUGCUGAGAAAGAAAACGGCACUAUGAACCGAUACGCUGCCCUCCGGCAGCUUGGCGACGGCACGUAUGGCUCAGUCACACUGAGCCGCUGCCUGGAGUCUGGUGAGCUUGUUGCCAUCAAGAAAAUGAAAAGGAAAUUCUAUUCUUGGGAGGAGUGCAUGAAUCUCAGGGAAGUCAAGUCCCUGAAGAAACUUAACCAUGCCAACGUGAUCAAGCUGAAGGAGGUAAUCCGGGAAAACGAUCAACUUUACUUUGUGUUCGAGUAUAUGAAGGAGAACCUCUACCAGCUAAUGAAAGAAAGGUCACGGAUGUUCCCCGAGUCUGCAGUGAGGAAUAUCAUGUUUCAGAUUCUACAGGGGCUCGCAUUCAUUCACAAACAUGGCUUUUUUCAUAGAGACUUGAAGCCAGAGAAUCUUUUGUGCAUGGGUCCUGAGCUGGUGAAAAUCGCUGACUUUGGACUAGCUCGAGAGAUCCGAUCUUGUCCUCCUUACACUGAAUAUGUAUCAACAAGAUGGUAUCGAGCUCCAGAAGUGCUCCUGAAGUCCAAAAGCUACAGCUCUCCGAUAGACCAGUGGGCCGUAGGGUGCAUCAUGGCUGAACUCUACACGCUCAGACCUCUGUUUCCCGGCUCCAGUGAGGUGGACACUAUUUUCAAGAUCUGCCAAGUUUUGGGAACUCCCAAAAAGAAUGACUGGCCUGAAGGGUCCCAGCUGGCUGCCUCCAUGAAUUUCCGCUGGCCACAGUGUGUGCCCACCAGCCUAACUACCCUGAUUCCCAAUGCCAGCUCUGAAGCCAUUCAGGUGAUGAGAGACCUGCUGCAGUGGGACCCUAAAAAAAGACCAGCGGUUGGUCAGGUCCUGCGCUAUCCCUACUUUCAUGUGGGUCAGGUCCUAGGCGCACCACAGCAGAUUCAGGAUCAAGGACAAACUCAGCCUCCGCAACUCAGGCCUGACCAUUCUCAUCAGAUCCCACCGAUCGCUUUACCUGAAACAGCCCAUAAACUACAACACGUUCCAGAGCCACCUAAAAGACUAGGAAAGGCAGAGGUCAAGACGGACAGGACCGUGCAAAGCCGCUUCCCUAUAAUACAUGACAAAGGCUUGCAAAGCAAGCUUACUCCAGAACCUGAAAAUGCAAAUUUGUCUAGCAGUUUAUCAAAACCUAAAGCAGGCCGCAGGAGGUGGGGUUAUGCGACCGGUGUAUUAAAGAAAGAGGACUGGGAUGAUUAUGAGGACAUGGACGCUAAAAUCACCUCUCUGAAUAAACCUGUUUUUAUCAGCAAGGAAAAACAGCUUCAGGGAGACAGCAGCGUCGGCAGGCUUGGAAACGUUUUGGACUUCAGUCUAUCCAGCGCCAGGAGAGAAGGGGCUACAAAUGUAAAUAACGCGCUGCCCUUCCAGGAGCCAUCCAGGACGGCGUCAGCCAAACAGCAUUACCUGAAGCAAUCAAGAUAUUUACCAGGGUUAAACACGAAGAAGAAUAUAGCAGUUAAUGCAGCGAAGGACUACAGUGGGAACAUGUGGGAGGGCAGCAGAGUUCCUGUCGGAGGGACGCUUCCUGUCAGGGGCAACCACGGUGUGCGUGCACUCGGAUACUUGCCCUCAGUUUAUAAGAAUGAGGUUGGUUCAGGUGGCCAAAGAGUGCAUCUCACACCAGUUGAUUCAACACCCUCAAAUUAUGCAACAUGGAAAUCAAGCAGGUCAAAUAGUCACACAGGCACGUCAUCGUACGUGGCGUCCCCCACCAAGAGCACACCCGGCGCCCGAGCUCCUCUGCAGCCUGUUCACGGUCGCACCGACUGGUCGGCCAAAUACGGCCAGCGCUAGACUGUUCGUAGCACAAUCGCCGCUUUCCUCUACCCCACGAUUUUCACAAUAUACAGCAAUAAUCUUUUACAUUCCUCUGUGUAAAUUUUGUCUAAAGUUUUUAUAUUGAUUUUUGCAAAAUAUGCACAAAAAUCUCAGUGGUCAUGUCAAUGUAUGUGUUGCAAAUUUUUCUUUUAUCCUGCAUAAUCCCUGGAAAAAAAAGAGUAUGCAUUAAUGUACAUUUGCAGAUAUUCAAGGUCUUAAUUUUACAUUUUUUAAACUGUAUUUAUAGAUGUCUCCUUUGUCAAGUCUUUUUCUCCUGUAUAUUAGGCAGUGUUAGUUAACAUGGUGUUAAUUGAUUGAAUACUGACAUGCUUGUCACUACUUUAAAAUGGUUUUAUUAAAAUGAAAAUAA
Messenger RNA from Clarias gariepinus (North African catfish), 2468 nucleotides. RefSeq names its product serine/threonine-protein kinase ICK-like. Bases 272 to 2074 code for a protein of 600 amino acids. Gene Ontology annotation, molecular function: protein serine/threonine kinase activity; ATP binding. Gene Ontology annotation, biological process: intraciliary transport; cilium assembly; protein phosphorylation. Lineage: Eukaryota; Metazoa; Chordata; Actinopteri; Siluriformes; Clariidae. The transcript is spliced from 14 exons. The record is from RefSeq and is a predicted model, not a curated record. Gene Ontology annotation, cellular component: nucleus; cilium; cytoplasm.